Cydia strobilella is the source of this 2226-nucleotide messenger RNA. RefSeq names its product collagen alpha chain CG42342. Bases 301 to 2226 code for a protein of 641 amino acids. The record is from RefSeq and is a predicted model, not a curated record. The transcript is spliced from 22 exons. Lineage: Eukaryota; Metazoa; Arthropoda; Insecta; Lepidoptera; Tortricidae.
GUCUGCCGGGUCGAGAGUACGUUCGUGCGCCGCGCUACAUUCAACCCACGAUCUUAAAUACGAUCGCACUAAAGCGAUUCACAAUAUUCAUCACAAACUCUUCAAUCCUAUGUUAUUUAUGUGCCGCAUUUAGUGUUUUUGUUUAUCCGUAUUUGUGUUGUGUAUUUUGUUUUAUUUGAAAUCGAAGGUUUGCGUACCGGACGCAACUAUUGUGAUACAAUGUUCAUUCAACGGCCGUUAACGCGAUGAAGAUGCCUCUAAUAAACCAUAACUCCAUUUCAUGAGGGUAAAUUGAGCAGCAUGAUUUUAAAGAUAGGAGGGAAGCCUCCUGCAAAAGCACCGGCACCUGCUAAGGUAGAGAAAGAAGUGAAAAAGACGAAAUGCGAUGACAAAUGUCCAGGGGAUCCUUGGAUGUACUGUGUGGUGUUAUGGUGUGCGUGUGCCAUGAGCCUGAUUUCGAGCGGGUAUAGUCUGUACAAGCAGCAGGGUCUGCAGGAGAGGUUGGCAGUGUUAGAAGAGCAGCACUUUGCGUUAAGGAGUGCGGUGCUGGAGCCGCAGCAGCCGCUGGUGGAGAGGCUACGGCGGGAGGUGCUGGCACGGCCGCCGCCUAACUGGAGGGCGAGGAGGAGCAUCAGAGAUUAUGGACAAUGCGGAUGCCCAGCAGGUCCACCGGGGCCUCCAGGCAAGCGAGGAAAGAAGGGCAAGAAGGGCGACACUGGCGAGGCAGGGCCGCCGGGUUUAACGGGAGCACCUGGGAAGAAUGGAUUCCCGGGGAGCAAGGGCGAGAAGGGAGAACGAGGCUUCAUGGGCCCCAUUGGGCUGGACGGCCCAAAAGGAGAUCCGGGACGGCCCGGGGACAAAGGGCAGAAGGGCGAGCACGGCAGCCCUGGGUUCGACGUCUUCUCUGCCAUUAAGGGGCUGCAAGCGGCCGGGCACAACGUCUCCGCCAACACCAUCAUACAGCUCAAGGGAGAACCCGGAGAGCCAGGACCCCCAGGACCACCAGGUGGUGCGGGCCCUGAGGGCCUGCCGGGCCACGACGGGCGCGCGGGGCCUGCGGGGCCUGCCGGGGCCCUCGGCGCGCCGGGCCCUGUCGGGCCGGCUGGACCCGCCGGACCACCGGGACCAAGCGGACCGCAGGGACCGAAGGGAGAUCGAGGAGACAAAGGAGAACGUGGUUUCACGACAACACUGAAGGGCGACGCUUUCCCCACCGGCAUCAUUGAGGGCCCUCCCGGCCCGCCUGGCCCGCCUGGGAAAAGCGGCGAAGCGGGCCCGCGCGGUCCGUCUGGGCUUGAUGGUCUCAACGGUGAGCCUGGCGUGCAAGGGCCUCCAGGAAAACCAGGCGAGAUAGGUCCAAAGGGCGAAAAGGGCGACUAUGGCGAUAUGGGCUCACCGGGCAUGCUGGGCGCACCUGGGCUGCCCGGACCUCCCGGAUAUCCAGGCCUCAAGGGCGACAAAGGAGACAAGGGAGACUCGAAGUACAGAAAGCUGAGGAGGCGGCAGGGAGACGGCACCGGCUACGAGCUGUACGGACAUGAAAUUAUGAUGGGCCCGCCGGGGGCGCCGGGUCCGGCGGGGCUGCCCGGCGUGGCGGGCCCUCCUGGCAUCAAGGGCGACAAGGGCGAGCCGGGCGUGCGAGGCAAGAUCGGGGACAGAGGGGAAAAAGGUGACGCGGGACCGAUGGGAUUACCGGGUCCAGUUGGUCUACCAGGCGAGCCAGGCGAGCCAGGCCGGACAGGCGACUUAGGCCCUAGAGGCCCUCCUGGACUCGACGGCAUGAAGGGCGCGCAGGGCGAGCCGGGCAGCAAGGGAGAACGCGGUGACCCGGGGCUACCGGGUACGGAUGGCAUUCCAGGACAAGAGGGCCCGAAGGGCGACAAAGGAUAUAAAGGAGAACCCGGUCCAGCUGGAAAGCGCGGGCGGAAAGGAGACAAAGGUGAUAAGGGCGAGCAAGGCGUGCCAGGACUGGAUGCGCCGUGCCCGCUUGGCCCCGACGGUCUACCAUUACCAGGAUGCGGAUGGCGGCCCGCUAAGGAGUCCGCGGCGGCGCUACCUCGGGAGCCAGGCGAAGAGGGCGCGGGAGGGGGAGGGCCGGGGGGCGUAGGGGAAGAGUCAGAGGAAGAUCCCGGCGAAGAGUACGAUGCGCGCGAGGAUGAGCUUGACGCGCCCCGCGAUUACGAUGACUACACCGACAACGCAAACCUCGCCCUGCACCAUGACUGA